AUGACCAGCACUGACAAAUGCCCUCUGAUUCCUCUGCAGGAGCUGAUUGAUCUCAAGAUGCUUCAGUGCAAGAGAGUUGUUAAUGAGGUGCUGAGCACAGUGGACUUUGUUGCUCCUGAUGACCGAGUAGUCUUCCGCACCUGCAAAAGAGAACAGAGCAGGGUUGUCUUCCAGAUGGGGACUUCAGAUGCAGAGCGAGCCCUUGCUGUGGCCAGACUUGUGGAAAAUGAUGUGGCUGGGAUUGAUGUCAACAUGGGCUGCCCAAAAGAGUAUUCCACCAAGGGGGGAAUGGGAGCUGCUCUGCUGUCAGACCCUGACAAGAUUGAGAAGAUCCUCAGCACUCUUGUUAAAGGGACUCGCAGACCUGUGACCUGCAAGAUUCGCAUCCUGCCCUCGCUGGAAGAUACCCUGAGCCUUGUGAAGCGGAUAGAAAGGACUGGCAUUGCUGCCGUUGCAGUUCAUGGGAGAAAGCGGGAAGAAAGACCUCAGCACCCUGUAAGCUGUGAAGCCAUCAGAGCCAUUGCUGAAACCCUCUCCAUUCCUGUCAUAGCCAACGGAGGAUCUCAUGACCACAUCCAAGAAUAUUUGGACAUAGAGGACUUUCGACAAGCCACAGCAGCCUCUUCAGUGAUGGUGGCCCGAGCCGCCAUGUGGAACCCAUCCAUCUUCCUCAAGGAGGGUCUGCGACCCCUGGAGGAGGUCAUGCAGAAGUAUAUCCGAUAUGCUGUGCAGUAUGAAAACCACUACACCAACACCAAGUAUUGCUUGUGCCAGAUGCUACGAGAACAGUUGGAGUCGCCCCAGGGAAGGUUGCUCCAUGCCGCCCAGUCUUCCCAGGAAAUUUGUGAGGCCUUUGGCCUUGGUGCCUUUUACGAGGAGAUGACACAAGAGCUGAAUGCCCGGCGGGCUGAGUUCUUAGCCAGGACCCCAGAGGCAGCGGGGGAACCAGCUGAAGACACCUCUGGUAUCAUUAAGAUGGCUGUGAAGUUUGACCGGAGGGCAUACUCACCCCAGAUCACCCCCAAGAUGUGCCUGCUGGAGUGGUGCCGGAGGGAGAAGUUGGCGCAGCCUGUGUAUGACACGGUUCAGCGCCCCCUGGAUCGCCUCUUCUGCUCUGUUGUGACUGUUGCUGAGCAAAAGUACCAGUCCACCUUGUGGGACAAGUCUAAGAAAUUGGCAGAGCAGGCUGCGGCCAUCGUCUGUCUGCGGAGCCGGGGCCUCCCUGAAGGUCGGCUGGGUGAAGAGAGCCCCUCCUUGCACAAGCGCAAGCGGGAAGCCCCUGACCAAGAUCCUGGGGGUCCCAGAGCUCAGGAGCCAGCAGUGCCUGGGAAGCUGUGCAAGAAGCCCUUUGUGGCCUUGGGAAGUGGUGAAGAGAGCCCCCUGGAAGGCUGGUGA
This is a messenger RNA of Puma concolor (puma), 1395 nucleotides long. It is a transcript of the gene DUS2, whose product is annotated as dihydrouridine synthase 2. Gene Ontology annotation, cellular component: cytoplasm. Gene Ontology annotation, molecular function: tRNA binding; tRNA dihydrouridine synthase activity; flavin adenine dinucleotide binding. NCBI's taxonomy places the organism in Eukaryota, Metazoa, Chordata, Mammalia, Carnivora, Felidae. Gene Ontology annotation, biological process: tRNA dihydrouridine synthesis. The record is from RefSeq and is a predicted model, not a curated record.